Mercurialis annua (annual mercury) is the source of this 3060-nucleotide messenger RNA. RefSeq names its product ubiquitin carboxyl-terminal hydrolase 5. Gene Ontology annotation, biological process: protein deubiquitination. The record is from RefSeq and is a predicted model, not a curated record. Gene Ontology annotation, molecular function: cysteine-type deubiquitinase activity. NCBI's taxonomy places the organism in Eukaryota, Viridiplantae, Streptophyta, Magnoliopsida, Malpighiales, Euphorbiaceae.
CAAAUUGUGUAAAAAUAAGAAAGAGAGUUCUUUUUCCUAUCACAACCUAGAAACAAAAGUCGAGAAAGAAAAGAGGUGGUGAUUAAUUAGGGGUGGGUUGAUGGCGGAGGUAUCGACGUGCAGUGUGAGCGGGAAGAAGGAGGGCGGAGCGUUGAGGGCGGAGGAGGAGAGACUUUUGAUCAGAGACAUUGCGCUUGCCGCCGAAGCUAACAGUAAAGAAGGAGAUCUUUUUUACUUAAUCACUCAAACAUGGUGGCAACAUUGGAUUGAUUAUGUGAACCAUGAGCAACCAGCCGAGAGACCUGCUACAAUUGAUAAUUCCGAUUUGGUAUUUGAUGCCACGCCUCAGGAUAGUUUAUUGGAAGGCCGUGACUAUGUUCUGCUUCCUCAACAAGUUUGGAACCAGUUUUAUUCAUGGUAUGGAGGUGGUCCAACAUUGGCGCGCAAAGUCAUCUGUUCUAGUCUUUCUCAGACAGAGUUAGCCGUCGAGGUCUAUCCCCUCCGUCUUCAGCUACUGAUUAUGCCUAAAGGGGAUCGUUCUACUAUAAGAAUAAGCAAGAAGGAAACAGUCGGAGAGCUUCACAGAAGAGCUUGUGAUAUUUUUGAUCUUAAUUCCGAACAAGUGUGCAUUUGGGAUUACUAUGGCCAUAGAAAGCAUGCUUUGAUGACUGACAUGGAUAAAACUCUUGAUGAUGCCAACAUACAGAUGGAUCAGGAUAUUCUGGUGGAGGUUCUGAGCAAUGUCAAUGGUACUGCAUUGAGUGGUUGUACUAUUCUGGAUAGUGGAUCUUCUCAGAGAGAAGCUAGUUCUGCUCUUUUAGAACCUUCUUCUAAGUCAAGCUUAUCGAUUGCAGGAGGUUUAUCUGCAAGCAAGGGUGGCUCUAGAAGUUGCAGUUCAGAGUUGCUACAAGGUCAAAACCUGACAUCUCAAGGUGGGGAUUUGGAUAACACAUAUGUAGUUAGUGGUGUCAGUACAAGGGGGUCUUCUGGUGGCCUGAUUGGGUUGCAGAACCUGGGAAACACUUGCUUUAUGAAUAGUGCAAUACAAUGUCUUGUUCACACCCCUGAGUUUGCCAAAUAUUUCCGAGAGGAUUAUCAUCAAGAGAUAAAUUGGCAAAACCCCUUGGGCAUGGUGGGGGAGCUAGCUAUAGCAUUUGGUGAGUUGCUUCGAAAGCUAUGGGCACCUGGUCGAACACCAGUUUCUCCCCGCCAAUUCAAAGCAAAGCUGGCUCGUUUUGCACCUCAAUUCAGUGGCUACAAUCAGCAUGAUUCACAGGAACUUCUAGCAUUUCUACUAGAUGGUCUUCAUGAAGAUUUGAAUCGUGUCAAACAUAAACCUUAUAUAAAGUCUAAAGACGCCGAUGGUCGUCCUGAUGAAGAAGUUGCCGAUGAGUACUGGGCAAGUCACAUUGCUCGUAAUGAUUCCAUAAUAGUUGAUGUGUGCCAAGGUCAAUACAAGUCAACAUUGGUUUGCCCGGUGUGCAACAAAGUCUCUAUCACAUUUGAUCCCUUCAUGUAUCUCUCUUUGCCACUCCAAUCCACCACUACACGAUCUAUUACAGUGACAGUUUUUACUAGUGAUGGGAGUGCGCAGCCAUUUCCUUGCACUGUGACUGUCCCUAAGCUGGGACGAUGUAGGGACUUGAUCCAUUCACUUAGCAAUUCUUGUUCCUUAAAGAACAAUGAAGAACUUAAACUUGCCGAGGUAAGAAACCAUUUAUUUCAAAGGUUUUUGGAAGACCCUUUGAUAUUGUUAUCCACAAUCAAAGAUGAUGAUCAUCUUGCUGCCUACAAAAUUCCAAAGUCAGCAAAUAAAAAAGUUAUGCUUAGGUUGAUACAUCGCCGCCAAGAUCGGGAAGCAAAUGACUCCAAAACUAGUCCACAGUGGAAACUAUAUGGUAUACCUAUUUUAUCAUCUAUUCCAUGCAAUGAUGUAAUUAGAAGAGGUGAUAUACAGGCUGUCGUCCAAAAAAUGUUAUCCCCUUUCCUGAGAACCGAGAGCUCGAGACAUGCUGGCAUUGCCGAUGGGCAUGCUAGUAGUUCCAUUGAAGCAUGUAGAGAUCCUAUAUUGCCAAAUAAAGACAGCAGUAAUUCCAAGGCAUCGGCAUUAAUAAAACUGCCUCUUCAGUUGGUUGAUGAUAGCAAUGCAUGUGUCGAUCUUUCAGUGGCAGAAGAGAAAGCCAUCAGAUUGUCGUCCUCAACAUCAUCAGUGGUUGUAUAUAUAGACUGGUCAGAGGAGCUAUUAGAGAAAUAUGAUACCCUUUUAGUGGAAAACUUGCCUGAAGUGCUGAAGUAUGGACCUGUAAAUAAGAAAGCUCGCACUGAACCUCUCUCACUGUACACUUGUCUAGAAGCUUUUCUGCGUGAAGAGCCCUUGGUACCAGAAGACAUGUGGUACUGUCCACAAUGUAAAGAACGUCGGCAAGCUAGUAAAAAACUUGACUUAUGGAGGCUUCCUGAAGUGCUGGUCAUCCACUUGAAGAGGUUUUCAUACAGCAGGUCAAUGAAGCAUAAACUGGAAACCUUAGUCAACUUUCCUGUUCAUGACUUAGACUUGACGAGUUAUGUAGCCAACAAGAACAACAGCUGCCGUCAGCUUUAUGAACUCUAUGCCUUAACAAACCAUUAUGGUGGCAUGGGAAGUGGGCACUACAUUGCGUAUAUUAAGCUUUUGGAAGAGAAUAGGUGGUACAGUUUUGAUGACAGCCACAUAUCUGUCAUAAGUGAAGAAGAAGUCAAGUCGGGUGCUGCAUAUGUUCUCUUCUACAGAAGGGUGAAGACUGAUGGUGCCAUUAGCAAUGGAGAGCGCUCUAGUGAAGGCAAUCAUUUAUCCCAAAAGUGAACCCGAGAGCAUUGAUAAUUUUUGCCACAUUGUUGAAAGAUUUCGGAAAUGACAUCGUGCUGUCGCAAACAAUUAAUUCACUUGUCUACAUUUGGGCUAGGUAUAUUCCGGCAUUGUUAUCAUAGCUUAAGUUAUAUGUAUUAUCCAACAGUUUUUGGAAAACGAUUUUCAAUCUUCUUUUUAAAAUCGAUUUGUCAAUUUAUCCGUACCUUCUCCAA